Molecule: messenger RNA, 2736 nt
Organism: Penaeus vannamei (Pacific white shrimp)
Lineage: Eukaryota; Metazoa; Arthropoda; Malacostraca; Decapoda; Penaeidae
Gene: TM9SF2
Product: transmembrane 9 superfamily protein member 2
Biological process (GO): protein localization to membrane
Cellular component (GO): membrane
Source: RefSeq, a predicted model, not a curated record
UGUCAGCGAUAACACAGUCGAGAGUCGCUGCUCGGAAUUUCGUUUAUUUUGCCCCGAUUUUCUCCGUUUCCUUUUGACAGUCGGCGCGUUCCCUCCGCCCAACGACUGCCUUCGCCUCGCUAUCCCUCUCGCACGGCCCAAAGGAGGUGGAAACUCGCCGGAAGAUGUGGAAACUGGUGUUAUUAACCGCCGUGGUUGGGAGCCAGGCCUUCUACCUACCCGGUCUGGCACCUGUCAAUUAUUGCACCAAAGGCAACGACGAAGCCAAAUGCGAGUCUCACAUUCCACUGUUUGUGAAUCGGCUGAAUUCCGAAGAGUCAGUCAUCCCCUACGAAUAUGACCACUUUGACUUCUGCAAAAUGGAGAAUGCCAAAGACACCGUUGUGGAGAAUCUGGGGCAGGUGGUGUUCGGAGAGAGGAUCGAAUCUUCCCCAUACGAGAUCGAAUUCAUGAAGAACGAGACCUGCAAGACGGUCUGUUCAAAAUCCUAUGACCCCAAGAAGACUGCUGAUUCUGCGCUUUUGAAGGAGCUCAAGAGGGCCAUGAACUUGAAUUAUUAUCACCACUGGAUUGUAGACAAUAUGCCAGUUACAUGGUGCUAUAUUGUUGAGGGAGGAAAUGUUUUCUGCGCAACUGGUUUCCCCGUUGGCUGUUACGUUGAUGCUGGGAAGAGACCCAAGGAUGCCUGUGUUAUGGACAAGAGAUACAAGGAUCCCAGCACGUACUACAUCUUCAACCACGUAGACCUCAACAUCACCUAUCAUAGCGGCGAGAAGGAGGAAUGGGGCAGCGCCUUCCAGGGUCAUGGAGGCAGGAUCUUGUCUGUGCGUGUGAUCCCGAGGAGUAUCAAGCACAGUGAUAUCACAGGCUGCAACACUGAGGACGUAAUGGGCAUUCCGGAGAACUCCAAGGAACCCAUCACCAUCAAGUACACAUAUAGCGUAAUCUUCUCGAAAUCCGUCGGUGACAACCGCUGGUCCUCACGCUGGGACUACAUCUUGGACUCCAUGCCUCACACCAACAUCCAGUGGUUCAGCAUCCUCAACUCCCUCGUAAUCGUGCUCUUCCUGUCAGGAAUGGUGGCCAUGAUCAUGCUCAGGACCUUGCACAAGGAUAUUGCUCGUUACAACCAGAUUGAUGCAGGAGAGGAUGCACAGGAAGAGUAUGGCUGGAAACUGGUCCAUGGAGAUGUGUUCCGUCCUCCACGCAAUGGCAUGCUGCUCUCGGUGCUGGUUGGCUCUGGCGUGCAGGUGUUCAGCAUGUCCCUCAUCACCCUAGCUUUCGCCUGCCUCGGCUUCCUGUCUCCGGCCAACCGAGGCGCUCUCAUGACCUGUGCAAUGGUGCUGUAUGUCUGCCUAGGGUUCCCUGCUGGAUACACAGCAGCGCGACUGUAUAAGAGCUUCGGUGGAGAGAAGUGGAAGUCGAAUGUACUCCUGACCUCCAUGCUGUGCCCUGGCAUUGUGUUCGCCCUCUUCUUCCUGAUGAACCUCAUCUUCUGGUACAAGGGUUCGAGUGCAGCCAUCCCCUUCACCACCCUCCUGGCCCUCCUGGCGCUCUGGUUCCUGGUCUCGGUGCCGCUCACCUUUGUCGGCUCUUUCUUCGGGUACAGGAAGAGGACCUUGGAGAACCCUGUCCGCACCAACCAGAUCCCCAGGCAGAUUCCCGAGCAGAGUGUAUACACACAGCCCCUGCCAGGCAUCAUCAUGGGUGGCGUCCUGCCCUUCGGCUGCAUCUUCAUCCAGCUGUUCUUCAUCCUGAACUCCAUCUGGUCUGCCCAGACCUAUUACAUGUUCGGUUUCCUGUUUCUGGUGUUCCUCAUUUUGGUGAUCACCUGCUCCGAGACCACUGUGCUCCUCUGCUACUUCCACCUGUGCGCCGAGGACUAUCACUGGUGGUGGCGUAGUUUCCUCACCUCGGGCUUCACCGCAUUCUACCUCUUCAUCUACUGCGUCCAUUACUUUGUGACGAAGCUCAACAUUGAGGGUGUGGUGUCCACCAUCCUCUAUUUCGGCUACACCUUCAUUAUGGUGUUCCUCUUCUUCAUCUUGACAGGAACCAUUGGCUUCCUCGCUUGCUUUUGGUUUGUGCGAAAGAUCUACAGUGUCGUCAAGGUGGAUUAAGUUCUGAGCGUGUGUACUUACUCCCGUGCGUGUUUACUGUCUUCACGAGAGACCGUCUCUGCCUACCAAAUAAGCGUAGAAAUGAGCCAGGAAUCUCCCAGCAGAGAGGGACAACUACCCCAAGGCAGUGGAGAAGAAAAAUCUGUUAUUGGCCGUGUGAUUCUUUUAUCCCAAGGGCAUUAUAUUGAUGUACAUAAUGCGAUUCCCUCGAUCCAAAAGGAAAACGAAAACACUCGAUCAUUUGUAUGCGUCAUUUUUUUUUUUUUUUUUUUUUUCUAUUUUUUCCUGUGCGUAGAAUUUCUCCAACAGGUAUUUUAUCAUCAUUAUUUUUCCUGAGUUGGUAAUGAAAUAAAAGAGAAAAAUGAAAAAAUUAUGUCAAGACUUGCAGCGAUUGGCAGACCCAAGUGUAUUAUGGUAUUGUCAUAGUUUUUUAUUAUUGUUGAUUUUAUUAUUAUUAUUAUUUUUAUUCUUUCCUCUUUUUGAAUGCAGUAUUGGCUGUGGUAUAAGCUGUCCUUUCUAAUAUUUAUUUAAUCAGAAUAGUGUAGGAAAGUUGUAGUCAAGAGUGGGUUUGUGAGUAGGUUAGUGAGUGAGUGAGUACUGGACAGACAAACGCAGA